Molecule: messenger RNA, 4761 nt
Organism: Mandrillus leucophaeus (drill)
Lineage: Eukaryota; Metazoa; Chordata; Mammalia; Primates; Cercopithecidae
Gene: CCDC88B
Product: coiled-coil domain containing 88B
Exons: 28
Coding region: 41-4321 (1426 amino acids)
Biological process (GO): cytoskeleton-dependent intracellular transport; cytoplasmic microtubule organization
Cellular component (GO): cytoplasm; centrosome
Molecular function (GO): dynein light intermediate chain binding; microtubule binding
Source: RefSeq, a predicted model, not a curated record
GGUGCAGCUGGCACAGCGAGACGGGCACCCUGACCCGGGCAUGGAGGGGGGCAAGGGGCCCAGGCUCAGAGACUUCCUGAGUGGGAGUCUGGCUACCUGGGCGCUAGGACUGGCCGGGCUGGUCGGGGAGGCGGAGGAGUCGGAGGGGGAAGAAGAGGAAGAGGAGGAAGAGCAGCCCCUUUGGCUGGAGAAGAGGUUCCUGCGCCUCAGCGAUGGGGCCCUGCUCCUCCGGGUGCUGGGCAUCAUUGCCCCCACCUCCCGAGGGGGGCCUCGGAUGCUCAGAGGCCUUGACGGACCUGCUGCCUGGCGAGUGUGGAACCUGAACCACCUGUGGAGCCGACUGAGGGACUUCUACCAGGAGGAGCUGCAGCUGCUGAUCCUGUCGCCACCCCCAGACCUCCAGACAUUGGGGUUUGACCCCCUCUCAGAAGAAGCGGUGGAGCAGCUGGAAGGCGUUCUUCGGCUACUGUUGGGAGCGUCAGUACAGUGUGAGCACCGGGAACUCUUCAUCCGCCACAUCCAGGGCCUCAGUCUCGAGGUCCAGAGCGAGCUGGCCGCUGCCAUCCAGGAGGUGACCCAGCCAGGGACCGGCGUGGUGCUGGCACUCUCUGGGCCAGAGCCUGGGGAGCUGACACUUGCCGAGCUGGAGAUGCUGUCCCGGAGCCUGAUGGGGACACUGUCGAGGCUGGCGCGGGAGCGUGACCUGGGGGCCCAGCGGCUGGCUGAACUGCUGCUGGAGCGAGAACCCCUUUGCCUGAGGCCUGAGGCUCCCUCUAGGGCUCCCGCCGAGGGCCCCUCGCACCAUCUGGCCCUGCAGCUGGCCAACGCCAAGGCUCAGCUGCGGCGUCUGCGGCAGGAGCUGGAAGAGAAGGCCGAGUUGCUGCUAGACUCCCAGGCCGAGGUGCAGGGUUUGGAGGUCGAAAUAAGAAGGCUCCGCCAGGAGGCCCAGGCGCUGUCGGGACAGGCCAAGCGGGCCGAGCUGUACCGCGAGGAGGAACGGGAGGCGCUGGUGGAGGCGCUGGCAUCAGCGGGCCGGGAGCGGAGGCAGUGGGAACGUGAGGGGUCCAGGCUGCGGGCCCAGUCAGAGGCCGCCGAGGAACGGAUGCAGGCGCUGGAGAGUGAGGGCCGCCAGCACCUGGAGGAGGCUGAGAGGGAGCGCCGGGAGAAGGAGGCCCUCCAGGCGGAGGAGCGGGUGCUCUCAGGGGUGCUGGAGGCCUCCAAGGCGCUGCUGGAAGAGCAGCUGGAGGCUGCCCGAGAGCGCUGCGCCCGGCUGCACGAGACCCAGCGCGAGAACCUGCUGCUGCGGACCCGGCUGGGCGAGGCCCAUGCGGAACUGGACUCUCUGCGGCAUCAGGUCGACCAGCUGGCUGAGGAGAAUGUAGAGCUGGAGCUGGAGCUUCAGCGGAGCUUGGAGCCGCCCCCAGGAUCCCCUGGGGAGGCACCCCUGCCAGGAGCAGCCCCCUCGCUGCAAGAUGAGGUGAGGGAGGCAGAGGCUGGGCGGCUUCGGACCCUCGAGAGAGAGAACCAGGAGCUUCGGGGGCUGCUUCAGGUGCUUCAGGGGCAGCCAGGGGGCCAGCACCCCCUGCUGGAGGCACCGAGAGAGGACCCUGUGCUUCCAGUGCUGGAGGAGGCUCCCCAGACUCCUGUGGCCUCCGACCACAGUCCCCAGGGCUUGGCUCAGAAGGCAAGGGAUGGAGGCCCCCAGGCCUUGAACUUGGCUUCCCCAGCAUCAGACUCAGUGCUCAAGGGGUCAGCUGAGUGUCCCCAGGCACCUGAUUCGGACCCACAGGAGGCAGAGAGUCCCCUUCAGGCAGCUACUGUGGACCCCCAGGCCUCAGACUGGUCCCCCCAAGAGUCAGACUCUCCUGUGGAGACACAGGAGUCCCCGGAGAAGGCUGGCUGUAGAUCCUCUCUCCAGAGCCCUGCCUCUGUGGCCCCACCUCAGGGUGCAGGGACCAAAAUUCAGGCCCCGCAGUUGCUGGGAGGAGAGACCGAGGGAAGAGAGGCUCCCCAAGGUGAGUUGGUGCCUGAGGCCCGGGGGUUGAGACAGGAGGACCCUGAGCACAAGCCAAGGCCUUCGGAGCCCAGCUCUGUGCAGCUGGAGGAGCAGGAGGGCCCCAACCAGGGCCUGGACCUAGCCAUGGGACAAACAGAGGCCAGAGAGCAUGACCAGAGGCUGGAGGGGAUGGUCGGGAACCCAGCCUGGCAAAACCCACAGCAGAAGUCAGAAGGGGCUCUUGAGGUCCAGGCCUGGGAGGGCCCAGUCACGGGGGAGAGCCUGGCCAGUGGUGUCGCAGAGCAGGAGGCGCUCAGGAAGGAGGUGGCACAGCUGAGGAGAAAGGCUGAGGCCCUUGGAGCUGAGCUGGAAGCCCAGGCCCGCAAGCUGGAGGCCCAAGACAUGGAGGCUGCCCGCCUCUCCAAGGAACUGGCCCAAGCGCGAAGGGCAGAGGCCGAGGCCCACCGGGAGGCAGAGGCCCAGGCCUGGGAGCAAGCCCGGCUGCGGGAGGAGCUGGAGAAAGCUGUGGUGCGGGGCAAGGAGCUGGGGGCCCGGCUGGAGCAUCUACAGCGUGAACUGGAGCAGGCAGCUCUGGAGCGCCAGGAAUUUCUGCGAGAACAGGAAAGCCAGCACCAGAGGUACCAGGGCUUGGAGCAGCGGCUGGAAGCUGAGCUGCAGGCGGCGGCGACCAGCAAGGAGGAGGCGCUGAUGGAGCUCAAGACCAGGGCCCUGCAGCUGGAAGAGGAGCUGUUCCAGCUGCGCCAGGGCCCCGCGGGGCUGGGGCCCAAAGAGCAUGCGGAGCCUCGGCUGGUGGAGACCCAGAAUGUGCGACUUAUUGAGGUGGAACGCAGUAAUGCAACACUGGUGGCAGAGAAGGCAGCUUUGCAGGGGCAGCUGCAGCACCUGGAGGGGCAGCUGGGGAGCCUGCAGGGCCGUGCCCAGGAGCUGCUGCUGCAGAGCCAGCGGGCGCAGGAGCACAGCAGCCGCCUGCAGGCCGAGAAGUCUGUGCUGGAGAUUAAGGGCCAGGAGCUGCAUCGGAAGCUGGAGGUGCUGGAGGAGGAGGUGCGGUCGGCGCGGCGGUCCCAGGAGGAGACACGGGGGCAGCAGCAGGCCCUGCUUCGGGACCACGAGGCCCUGGCACAGCUGCAGCGGCGGCAGGAGGCCGAGCUAGAGGGACUGCUGGUGCGGCACCGAGACCUCAAGGCCAACAUGCGGGCACUGGAGUUGGCUCACCGGGAGCUGCAGGGCAGGCAUGAGCAGCUGCAGGCCCAGCGGGCCAGCGUGGAGGCACAGGAGGUGGCCCUACUGGCAGAGCGUGAACGCCUGAUGCAGGAUGGGCAUCGGCAGCGGGGCCUCGAGGAGGAGCUGCGGAGGCUUCAGAGCGAGCACGACAGGGCUCAGCUGCUGCUGGCAGAGGUGUCUCGGGAGCGGGGUGAACUUCAGGGUGAACGCGGGGAGCUACGGGGCCGGCUGGCGCGGCUGGAGCUGGAGCGGGCACAGCUGGAGAUGCAGAGCCAGCAGCUGCGCGAGUCCAACCAGCAGCUGGACCUGAGCGCCUGCCGGCUGACCACACAGUGUGAGCUAUUGACACAGCUGCGGAGUGCCCAGGAAGAGGAGAACCGGCAGCUGCUGACUGAAGUGCAGGCCCUGAGCCGGGAGAACAGGGAGCUCCUGGAGCGCAGCCUGGAGAGCCGGGACCACCUGCACCGCGAGCAGCGGGAGUACCUGGAACAGCUUAAUGCCCUGCGCCGAGAGAAGCAGAAGCUCGUGGAGAAGAUCAUGGACCAAUACCGCGUGCUGGAGCCUGGGCCCCUGCCCCGGACCAAGAAGGGCAGCUGGCUGGCAGACAAGGUGAAGAGGCUGAUGCGGCCCCGGCGGGAGGGGGGCCCCCCUGGGGGGCUGCGCCUGGGGGCCGAUGGGGCUGGCAGCACCGAGAGCCUGGGGGGCCCCCCGGAGACGGAGCUUCCUGAGGGCAGGGAGGCAGAUGGGACAGGGUUCCCUUCCCCGGCACCCAUGCGCCGGGCCCAGAGCUCCCUCUGCCUGCGGGAUGAGACCUUGGCAGGCGGGCAGCGGCGGAAACUCAGCUCAAGGUUCCCGGUGGGCCGAAGCUCUGAGUCAUUCAGCCCUGGGGACACCCCUAGGCAACGAUUCCGACAGCGCCGUCCAGGGCCCCUGGGGGCACCCAUCUCCCACAGCAAAGGACCUGGUGUGGGAUGGGAGAACUCCGUUGAGACCCUCCAGGAGCACGAAACAGAUGCCAACCGAGAGGGCCCCGAGGUACAGGAACCGGAGAAACGUCCCCUCACCCCGUCCCUCAGCCAGUGACACCAUGGGGACAGCAGGAUCGGAAGUGCAGCCCUCUUGCCGCUGGAGUGUCAGCGGGGGGCCCAGGCAGCCCAAGAGCUCAGGGAGCCAGGGCCCCCAAGGGGAGUCCUUGGACAAGGAGGCCUGGGCCUGGAGAUCCUCCAUGGUCGGUGCCGGGGCCCGGAGGUGGAGCUGGGACAAGUGUGUGGACAGGGGGGACAGCUGGUCCCCACGAGUGGUUCUAGGCCGGGAUUCUGGCUCUUCCAGGUGGCUCCCGCUGAGGCAGCGGUCUCUGGGGGAUCCCCCAGCUGAAGGAGGCUGGCAGGAGUAGGCAAGAGAGCCCCCUGCCCAGUCCAGGCAGGGAGCUGAGUCCCAGUGCCGGGGGACUGUGGCCUGGGCUGAUCUUGAGCCUCAGCUGGACAUGAGGGGCAUGAGAAUAAAGCUGAACUGCAGCCUUCUGA